GAGCAUCGCUCCAGAAGGGGAUGCAGGGUCCCUGUCUUGGAUCCGUUUGGCAGCCGUGAGGCCAUGGUGGCAUGUUACCCCGGCAACGGCAUGGGUUAUGUGCGGCACGUGGACAACCCCAGCGGGGACGGGCGCUGCGUCACCUGCAUUUAUUACCUAAACCGGCACUGGGAUAGCAAGGUUCACGGUGGGAUCCUGCAAAUCUACCCCGAAGGGCGGCAGGUUGUCGCCAACAUCGAGCCCAUCUUCGACCGGCUGCUCCUCUUCUGGUCGGACCGGCGCAACCCCCAUGAAGUGAAGCCGGCCUACGCCACGAGGUACGCCAUCACGGUCUGGUAUUUUGACGCCAAAGAGCGGGCAGAAGCCAAAGGGAGACACCGGAUGGCAGCUGCCCAGAAGGACGAUGCGCCUCCGGCCACGCAGACCAACGGCCCCACCUGACAGGAAGCGGGAAGACGUUGUGGAGACCGGACCGCCAGAGACGCUUGGCUCUCUCUGGCCAUUUCAAGCCGCCUGUUGCUGCUGCUGCCGCCGCUACCACCACCUGCGUCUGCUGCUCCGAACCCCGGCCAGGUGCAGUGGGCGGGCUCAUAGUCCCGGCCCAAGAAGAGAAGGGGGCGCCUAGGGCGAGCUGGGCCCGCAGGAGAAAGAAAGGGGAUGCGUUGUGCGUGGGCCUUGCAUCCGUAGGAGCAGCCCCUCUGCUGGGGUCCCUUUUGCUUCCUUGUUUCAACGCGGGGGGGGGGGCCCUUCCCUGCUCAAGGCCUUGUCCGUAGAUGCCCCCCCAUGGCAGGGGCUUUUCGGUUUACCCCAGCCUGCUUAGCCUGCUCACGUCGAUCCAUCAGCCAGUCGAGAGGGAGAGAAAAGAGCAGGGAAGCCCAUGAGGACGGAGGGGAGGGGAGUGAGGGGGAAGGAGCCGCUGAAGGGGCUCGUGGAGGAGACAGAAUAAACAUUACC
Gekko japonicus is the source of this 954-nucleotide messenger RNA. It is a transcript of the gene EGLN2, whose product is annotated as egl-9 family hypoxia-inducible factor 2. The transcript is spliced from 5 exons. The coding region runs from base 64 to 441 and encodes 125 amino acids. The record is from RefSeq and is a predicted model, not a curated record. Gene Ontology annotation, molecular function: ferrous iron binding; peptidyl-proline 4-dioxygenase activity; L-ascorbic acid binding. NCBI's taxonomy places the organism in Eukaryota, Metazoa, Chordata, Lepidosauria, Squamata, Gekkonidae. Gene Ontology annotation, biological process: peptidyl-proline hydroxylation to 4-hydroxy-L-proline; cellular response to hypoxia. Gene Ontology annotation, cellular component: nucleus; cytoplasm.